GUUAUUCAAGGUGUUAUUCAUAGCCCAAACCGGAUGGGACAGCCGGAUUAUAUUCGCUAUGUUUGCACUGGGAUACGCAAAUGUUAGCUAGUCAUGCUAAUAACAAUAACAAGCCUAUGGUAGCUUUAUCGCAAUAGUGUAAUAUUGUGUGCCUUUAAGAGAUAUGGCGGAUUCAAGCGGUCUGACUGACGUCACAGUGAAGACUCUGGACUCACAGAGCAGGAGCUAUAAAGUCAGGGGAGAGUUGACAGUGAAGCAGUUCAAAGAACACAUAGCUCCAUCAGUGGAGAUCCCAGUCGACAAGCAGAGGCUCAUCUACCAGGGUAAAGUGCUCCAAGAUGACAGAACGCUGACAAUGUACAAUGUGGAUGGAAAGGUUAUUCAUCUGGUGGAACGAGCGCCACCCGAAAGCCCCAUCUCUGGCUUAGGGGGUGCGGGCGUAUCCAAUGGCGUGGCAGAGACCAGCAGCAGCCAUGUUUCCACUUCCUCCCAGGGCGAACCGCAUGACCGUAACAACUACGUAAUGCUCGGGACGUUUAACCUGCCUUUCAAUGUCACGGAACCGCAGCAGAUACAGAUGUCUGUACAGCAAAUGCUGGCUGGAGUCAGUGAGCCAGGAAGGACCACCAGGGUCAGCACUCAAGCAGCGAACGUGCAGAGUCACUUGGGCCAGGCAGUGCAGAGUGAGGCUCGGAUGAGGCUCCAGCUCGCUCAGAUCUUGCUGCGGAACGCUGACACUCUGAUCCACAGACUGGAGGGGGUGUCCAGUGGCAGCAGUUUCCAGACAGAGUCAGAAGUACAAACCUCCUCUUCAUCCUUGUCUGUAUCGCCCUCCUCUGCCGUAGUUGCUCAAGCAGUACAGCCAACGGAUGCCAACAUUCCUCCUCCUGCUGCGGCCUCAUCUUCCACCUCCACACAGACUGAACAAGCACACAACACACAACCUAAUAAUCAUCCAAGUCCAGCUGAGUUGCUGGAGAUUCUCUCAGAGGUCAAGAGGGUGGAAGAAAGGUUACGUCCAUUCAUCCAGAGGACCCACUCCAUCCUUGGGGCAGCAUCCUCGGCAGACUACAACAACAACAUGCAGGAACGAGAAACGAAUCAGCGUGUGCUCAAUAUGGCAGGGGAUGCGGUACGUCUUCUUGGCAAUACCUUGAUUGUCCUUGGUGACCUACGUUGCAACCUGGCAACACCGCCUCCUCGCCAGCUCUAUGUAGCCCGGCCCAUGGCCCAGUAUACCCAACCUGUCUUGGUCCAGUCCAGUCUGCCACACAUUCCCAUUUCACUCAACAUAGGCACCACAGCAACUACGCAAUCAAAUGAAGUACUCGCAUCCGAAGGUCAACGUCAGCCACCUCAUACCAACGAUCUUUUAGAUCAGCAGACUUUUGGUCGGGCUCGGCCUCUUCACUCCAGUGGGACAAUUCAUUCAGUUCAAGGACAAGAAGGGCCCCGAGUAAUCAGAAUCACCCACCAGACCUUGGAGCCUGCAGUCAUGAUGCAGAUGAACAUUGAUGGUGAUCCUGGUUCAGUCCAGCCAGGUUUACCCCCAGACUUCACGCGAGCUAUUGUUCAGCAAAUCUCCCGUCAAGCAGCCGCCAUUGCCGCAACAGCUUCAACAGACCACCCAGUGAACCUGGCAGCAUCCAGUGCUGGUACCACUGACCGCAAUGAAAGAAUGCCUUCUACACAUCCCCCACAUCCUACUCAGGCCAGGGUUGUCUUCACCAGACCAUCAUUCCCUCAGCCUAUUGGAACCACAGCAGCCACUUUCAACCUGAGGGCCACAGUGCCCACAACCGGCCAACAGGCAAGACAGGACCAAGUUCUGACUUCUUCCCUCACCCAAAUGAUCAGCAGUCUGGUGGGGCAGCUUCUGAGGCCUGGGCACACAGGUGAUACCACGUCCAGCUCUCAAUCAUCCUUCUCUUCAUCUGAGUCCUCCUCAUCUCCUGUUAAUACCUCUGCCGACACACCUGCACACAACACCACCUUGGGAUCUGUGGGUCAGCCAGCAGGAAAUGCUUUAGAGGGAACCCUGGUCCAUCUCCUAGGCUCUCUGCCAGCGGGAGUUGCAGGGACAGGAAGUUCUGGCUCUGGAGCAGCAGCCUCCAUCACUGUGACUCUACCUGGAGUGCCUGGUUUCAUUCACAGCAUGUCAGACAUCACUUCAUCACCUCCGAGCCGUCCUGUUGAACCGAAUGUUCCUCAGUCCCAAAGUCCCUCCCUGCCUCAGCCAGGCAGUGGCAUUGGUGGAGACUCUUUGAGCCCUGAUUUAUUCACUGGAAUUGCACAAGGAGUGCUGUCCACCUUUAUGAACUCUCUUGGCGCAGAGCGAGGUGAUGAAGAAAGUAUUGCCCAAUUUUUUCAGAGGCUGUCUCAGACCACCAACCUGUUUACCAUUGGAUCUGGAGUUGCUGGCGGUUUCUUUUGCGACCUGUUGUCUCUGUUGUGUCAAAAUUUUGCAAUGGUGGACAUAGUGCUGUUGCUUAAUGGGACUGCUCAGCCUAUUACCCGAAUUCAGCCCCAGUUGACUGACUUCUUCACUGAGCACUACCUGCAGGGCCAAGAACCCACUGACCCUAACAUAGCUAGAGCAGCUGAGAACCUCAUCAGCGGUCUGGAGGAGCAUAUAAGGGAGAGUUUUGACACAGUGAGGGUCCGUGAUGGAGUGGACAUUGUUCAAACCAACCUUGUGUUCCUCAGACAGCAGUUAGUACAGAUGGCUUCACAUGUUCUGUGCUGCAAUGAUCACACCUUUGGCCCUCGAAUUCUGUUGCUGUGCACACAGGGUCUUUUUGAAUGUCUUGCCCUCAACUUCUACUGUCUUCAAGGAGAUCAGAGAGCUCUGACUGCUGUCAUGUCCCACCUCAUUAGGAGAAUGUCCACAGAUGUCCAUCCCAUUCUGGUCACCUUGUUGACCAGAAUGAUGUCUCUGAGGCUGAAUGUCAUUUUGGAGCACAACCCAGUUACCGAGGAUCAGAUCCAACACCAUGUCAUAUUUACACGGGCUGACUUGAACCAGAGAACAGAGGCUGGCAUUGGACGACAGCUAACACAAAGUCAAAAUGUGGUGUUAGAGGAGAGUUUAUCUGCUGCAGCUACCACAGCAGAGGGGGUCUUGGCAUCGUCUGGUGACAGCGGAGAGGCUACACAUUCCCCAACAGGACGGGCUGAGCUGGCCCCUGGGGGGCAACCAUGGGAAGCAUCUCUUCCACCUGAGUGGGUUCCUAUUAUCAGGCACGACACGUUGUCUCAGAGGAAGAUUAAUGCUCAGCCUGCGUUGUCUGAUGCCUACCUCCACGGCAUGCCCGCAAAGAGGAGGAAGAUGACAGAGCGUGAAGGACCCCACCUCUCCUUGUCAGAUGCAGUGUGUCGAGCAGCUGGCUCUGUUGGAGCUUUGCCGGUCACUGCCACAAACAGCCUGCAGGGGGAGCUGCAGAGGCCAGAGCUACAGGAAGCAUAUGCAACACAGGUGAAGAACGACAUCAAAGUGCGAGUGCAGGAAGAUCCAGACUACAGCGCUCAGAGAUUUCCCAAUACACAUCAAGCUUUCUCCUCAGAUGACUCUGAAAAUGCAGACUGCAAUCAUGGAGCUUGAAUCCGAGGUCAAAGGUGAAAUGACCGUAACAGCAGCAUUUAGAACGCUCAUACCCAUUAUUUCCGACAACUGUGGACCAAUAAUUUCCACAGAGCUCGUCAAGUGUUGUGCGAAAACAUUAUUUUUGAAUAAACAGCAGAAAACAAACAUUUUUAUGAGUAGGAUAAUUUGAGUUAAAACAUUUUUUAUGUGUACGGUCGUCAAUGAAGUGUCUAAGCCCCCUUUCCUGCUGUUUUUCAUAACAAUCACAAUAAAAGCAAGAUCGCUGCAGUAAAAAUAAAGGAAUAAGUAAGCAAGUAAAAAUAUAAGGUAAUAUUCUACAAGACAUUUCAAAAAUAAGUAGUUUUGUAUUUGAUAUUGAAAUGUUUUCUAGGGGGGCAGCAUGGUGUCAUAGGGGUUAGUGCGUGUACCUCACAAUACGAAGGUCCUGAGUUCAAUCCCGGGCUCGGGAUCUUUCUGUGUGGAGUUUGCAUGUUCUCCCCGUGACUGCGUGGGUUCCCUCCGGGUACUCCGGGUUCCUCCCACCUCCAAAGACAUGCACCUGGGGAUAGGUUGAUUGGCAACACUAUAUUGGCCCUAGUGUGUGAAUGUUGUCUGUCUAUCUGUGUUGGCCCUGCGAUGAGGGGGCGCCUUCCGCCCGAUUGCAGCUGAGAUAGGCUCCAGCACCCCCCGCGACCCCGAAAGGGACAAGCGGUAGAAAAUGGAUGGAUGUUUUCUAGGGUUGUCUUAGUUUCGUCGACUAUACAAUGAUUCAAUUCGGAAUAGUCUGAUUCGACUAUCAACAUGGCAGUAGAAUUUUCGUUUAUUAAAGGCCUACUGAAACCCACUACUACCGACCACGCAGUCUGAUAGUUUAUAUAUCAAUGAUGAAAUAUUAACAUUGCAACACAUGCCAAUACGGCCGGGUUAACUUAUAAAAUGCAAUUUUAAAUUUCCUGCUAAACUUCCGGUUGAAAACGUCUAUGUAUGAUGACGUAUACGCGUGAUGUCAAUCGUUGAAACGGAAGUAUCCGGACACCAUUGCAUCCAAUACAAAAAGCUCGGUUUUCAUCGCAAAAUUCCACAGUAUUCUGGACAUCUGUGUUGGUGAAUCUUUUGCAAUUUGUUUAAUGAUCAAUGAAGACUGCAAAGAAGAAAGCUGUAGGUUGGAUCGGUGUAUUAGCGGCUGGCUGCAGCAACACAACCAGGAGGACUUUGACUCGGAUAGCAGACGCGCUAUCCGACGCUAGCCGCCGACCGCAUCGAUGAUCGGGUGAAGUCCUUCGUCGCUCCGUCGAUCGCUGGAACGCAGGUGAGCACGGGUGUUGAUGAGCAGAUGAGGGCUGGCUGGCGUAGGUGGAGCGCUAAUGUUUUAUCAUAGCUCUGUGAGGUCCCGUUGCUAAGUUAGCUUCAAUGGCGUCAUUAGCAACAGCAUUGUUAAGCUUCGCCAGGCUGGAAAGCAUUAACCGUGUAGUUACAAAUCCAUGGUUUAAUAGUAUUGUUGAUUUUCUGUCUAUCCUUCCAGUCAGGGGUUUAUUUCUUUUGUUUCUAUCUGCAGUUAAGCCCAAUGCUAUCAUGUUAGCUCUGUAGCUAAAGUGCUUCGCCGUUGUAUUGUCGUGGAGAUAAAACUCACUGUGAAUGUCCAUUUCGCGUUCUCGACUCUCAUUUUCAAGAGGAUAUAGUAUCCGAGGUGGUUUAAAAUACAAAUACGUGAUCCACAAUAGAAAAAGGAGAGAGUGUUGAAUCCAAUGAGCCAGCUUGUACCUAAGUUACGGUCAGAGCGAAAAAAGAUGCGUUCUGCACUGCACUCUAGUCCGUCACUCUCACGUUUCCUCAUCCACAAAUCUUUCAUCCUGGCUCAAAUUAAUGGGGUAAUCGUCGCUUUCUCGGUCCAAAUCGCUCUCGCUGCUGGUGUAAACAAUGGGGAAAUGUGAGGAGCCUUUCAACCUGUGACGUCACGCUACUUCCGGUACAGGCAAGGCUUUUUUUAUCAGCGACCAAAAGUUGCGAACUUUAUCGUCGAUGUUCUCUAUUAAAUCUUUUCAGCAAAAAUAUGGCAAUAUCGCAAAAUGAUCAAGUAUGACACAAAGAAUGGAUCUGCUAUCCCCGUUAAAAUAAAAAAAUGUCAUUUCAGUAGGCCUUUAAAGGGGACAACAUAUCUCAUGUUACAAUCUGGCAAGAGCCAUUAAAAACAACCUCAGGUUCAAAAUUACCCCACGGGCUGCACUUUGGACACUUUGUUUUUUUUAUAUCCUCUGACUCUGAAAAUAUUCCUACUUGGUGAAAACUGAACCAAUUAACAGCGAUGAAGGACGGACGACUGUAUACACAAUAUACCUCACGCUGUAAUGUAGCUUCAUUUAAGACCUAUGCUUUUUUUUUUUUAAAUUAAGUAAAACAAAACUAGUAAACUUGUUUAAUUUGUAGAAUAGUAAAACUGUCAUUACAAACUGUCUGUUUUAUUUUUUCUCCCUUCAAUAAACAUGACAAUAUAUCAGUAAACAGCUGGACAAA
This is a messenger RNA of Entelurus aequoreus (snake pipefish), 6094 nucleotides long. Its product is annotated as large proline-rich protein BAG6-like. Bases 164 to 3601 code for a protein of 1145 amino acids. Gene Ontology annotation, molecular function: misfolded protein binding; polyubiquitin modification-dependent protein binding. Lineage: Eukaryota; Metazoa; Chordata; Actinopteri; Syngnathiformes; Syngnathidae. Gene Ontology annotation, cellular component: BAT3 complex. The transcript has 25 exons. The record is from RefSeq and is a predicted model, not a curated record.